AUGGCGCCUUCUCAACUUCUCCCCGACCCUCUGCCCGUGCUCUUCAACGGAAGCAAGGCUAUCCCCAAAGCCACUCCCAAGGCCGCUCCCAAGGCCGACACCAAGCUUGUCGACCAUGCCACCAUCCUUGCGGACGAGGGCGUGAGGGGGCUCGUCGCCCAGCUCCGGCAGCGCGGCAUCCGCGUCCACGAGACGGACGGGGUGUCCUUCCCGGCCGAGGCGGCCAUGCACGACCGCGCGGCCGUUGUGCCGGCCGUCGUGGUGUCGCCGCAGAGCGAGUGGGGCGUGUCGCAGACGCUGGCGCUGCUCAAGGCCGCGGGCCUGCACGGGCGGCUGCCCGUCUCGGUCAAGAGCGGCGGGCACGGCUACUUCAACGGCGCGACGUGCGCGGGCCUGAUGAUCAACCUGAGCGGCAUGACCAAGCGCCGCGUCGAGGGCGACACCAUGUACCUGGAGCCCGGCUGCGUGCUGGGCCAGACCAUCCACGCGCUGGCGGCGGCCCGCAAGGCCGUCCCGCACGGCGACUGCUUCGGCGUCGGCGCCGGCGGCCACUUCUUGACGGCCGGCUGGGACCUGAUCCUGGGCCGCAAGCUCGGGCUCGGCUGCCAGUCCGUCGUCGGCGGCCGCGUGGUGCUGUGGGACGGGACCGUGGUCGACGUCGACGAGGGGCGCGCCGACCACCCGGAGCUCCUGCACGCCAUGCGCGGCGGCGCGGCCGCGGGCGUCGGGGUCGUCGUCGAGACCCGCCUGCGCCUCGUCGAGGAGCCGCCGCUGGCCACGUGGCGCUUCACGCGCCUGUCGCGCGCCCAGCUCGAGGUGUGCGUCGCCGCGGGCGCCUUUGCAAAGGCGUACGGCCUCCCGCGCGACGUGUCCGUGUCGUUCCGCUUCCACUUUGAGCCGGACCAGCGCGCGCCCGUCGCGUCCUUCAACAUCGUCAGCCUGCUGCCGGCGCGCGAGACGGUGGGGCUGGUGCGGACGCACAUGGGCGACGACGUGGCGGCGCUGCUGGUGGACGGCGACAUGGCGGGGGCGGGGGCGGCGUGGAACGAAAAGUCGCUCGUGGACCUGCGCAUGCUGCCCGCCUCGGACUUCCUCGCCGCCAACCCGGGCAUGCUGGGCGAGGUGACGGCCGAGGCGCUGCACGCGAGCCCGCUGACGUACUGGAAGGCCACGUCGAGCGCGCGCGAGAUGGCCAGCUCGCACUUCACGAGCGUGUCGGGCUGGGUGGUGCCCGAGUGCGAGGGCGGGCUGCUGGCGCUGUACGAUAGGUUCGCGUCGGCGCAGGACUCGCCCGCCCGCACCCGCAUGUACGCGCUGGUGAUCCAGGGCGGCGGCCGCAUGUCGGAGCUGCAGGCCGACUGCAGCAUGCCGCUCGGCCGCGCCCUGGCGCGCUUCGAGCUCCACUGGGACGAGCCCGGCGGCGAGGAGGAGCGGUGGGCGCGCGGGUUUACGGACGGCGUGCUAGAUGUUAUGCGCGAGCACGAGGACCGCGACGUGCCGCGCCCGUACCGGGGCGAUAUUUGGCUGGCCGAGCAGGCUGGGGACGAGGAGCUGGACCGCAUCGCGCGGCUGUACGACAGGCGGUUUUAG
Gaeumannomyces tritici R3-111a-1 is the source of this 1590-nucleotide messenger RNA. RefSeq lists its product as hypothetical. NCBI's taxonomy places the organism in Eukaryota, Fungi, Ascomycota, Sordariomycetes, Magnaporthales, Magnaporthaceae. The transcript has a single exon. The record is from RefSeq and is a predicted model, not a curated record. Gene Ontology annotation, molecular function: FAD binding. Bases 1 to 1590 code for a protein of 529 amino acids.